UCUGUGCCGAACGAGAAGCCGGCUCAUAUAAUAAGACUGCCAACCUGCCUAACAGUCCUCCUAUCCUUUUCCUCUCCUGCAUCCCACCCGCUUCGUGAUAAAAUCCAGUCGCUCGUUGUAUCCGUCCCGUCCUCUCGCUUCCUCUCGCACAACCCCUCAGACAACCUUCGCCAUGAAGUACACCGUCGCCCUGCUUGCCCUCACGGCCGGCAUCUCGGCCCAGGACAUCAGCAUCCUACCGGAGUGCUCGCGGCAAUGCAUCCUCGACGCCAUCGGCAAGACGUCGUGCGCCGCCACCGACUUUGCCUGUGCCUGCAAGAACAUGGACGUCAUCAAGGCGAGCGCCACCCCGUGCGUGGUCCAGAAGUGCGGCAUCGACACGGCCCUGAGUGCGUCGGCCUCUUCUUGCCUUGUUGCACACCCCGCCCGCAGCCGCUUCCCACCCUUCUUUACUAACCCCCGGUUCCCUGCUCCCCGUUCCCCAAAUAAACAGACCAAGUCCUCCCCGCCACGGAGAAGUUCUGCGCCGCCGUCGGCUCCGGCUCCAGUUCCAGCUCCGCCUCCAGCUCCAACAAGCCGACCGCCGCCGCAACCACCACCACCACCGCUGCCGCCGCCACCGCCUCUACCACCGCGCCCCCGGCUGUCGAGCCCACCGGUGCCACCGCCGGCGCCGCCCCCUCCAACUGCGCCCCUGCUUUGACUCCUCCUCCUUUUUCGUCCUCCCCCUCGUCCACCUCGACCGGGUCCCCCUCCGCGCCGGGCUCCUUCGUCACGUCGGCGGCGAC
This is a messenger RNA of Thermothielavioides terrestris NRRL 8126, 788 nucleotides long. RefSeq lists its product as uncharacterized. The coding region runs from base 173 to 703 and encodes 176 amino acids. The record is from RefSeq and is a predicted model, not a curated record. The transcript has a single exon. Lineage: Eukaryota; Fungi; Ascomycota; Sordariomycetes; Sordariales; Chaetomiaceae.